Effrenium voratum is the source of this 429-nucleotide messenger RNA. The record is from the annotation of a GenBank genome assembly. Lineage: Eukaryota; Dinophyceae; Suessiales; Symbiodiniaceae.
AUGGACGCGCUCCCAGAUGGCAAGAGCCGAGUAGACCAGGAGACCGAAGGCAUCAUGCUGGUCUCCCUGGGCUGCUUCUGCGGGCCGAAGCUCUCCUUCAAGAACAUCGGCCGGGGAGCAGAGACCUUGCCAUUUGACUGGAUGCGGACACGCCACGAGGGCUUGGUGCACUUUCUGCAGAACGGCUGGGACGAGCGCACAAACUUCAAUGGCUUCUUUGAAUUCACCUCCAAGAAGGUGGUGCCCGGAUGUCAGAUGACAACGUAUCGCGACUACUUCCACUCCUUCUGGCAUGACGAUCCCACUGACCCUGGCAUGCAUGAGAGAUACAAGCGCCGUAUCAAGCGCUUCAACUCCAUCGAUGCGAGAUCUGAAGCUGUGCUCUUCGUCCGAACCAUCCCUUCGACAUCGGAGCUGGACCAAGUUUAG